This is a messenger RNA of Octopus bimaculoides (California two-spot octopus), 5335 nucleotides long. RefSeq names its product ATP-binding cassette sub-family C member 4. Gene Ontology annotation, biological process: transmembrane transport. Lineage: Eukaryota; Metazoa; Mollusca; Cephalopoda; Octopoda; Octopodidae. Gene Ontology annotation, cellular component: membrane. Gene Ontology annotation, molecular function: ABC-type transporter activity; ATP binding; ATP hydrolysis activity. The record is from RefSeq and is a predicted model, not a curated record.
AUGUGAAACCUUUAAAAACAGAACAGAUUUUAAUCCCUCCAAGGCCUAGUAAAUUAUCUGAAGUGUUCAAACGAUAUUUUUUUUACAAAUAUGAAAUAAAAUAGUGGCGAUCUACUCCUAUUAUUGAUAACUCAUUACUCUUCUUACAAGAAAAAAAAAGCCUGCAUAUAAAACAAUGAAAGUUUAGAAGGGUAGUUCUCUUUUACAUAUUGGUGUCCUUACAUAAUUGUUAAGUAACUUUCGAAGCAUCCAUAGAAGCUUUUGAAAAUAUUCAUGCCAAGUUGUCAGAUUAAUUUAAAAUAUAAACAGAUAUUGGAUACUUGAACAUUUAUCCAAAAUAUUUUAUUGGACUUAUACUAAAUUAAAUUUCUUUUUUAUAAUAAUUCCAUUCUCAUCUCGGGUGCUUUAUACAAAUAAGUAAGCCUUAAGUGUGCGUCUUCUCUCUAGACGAAUUUUUGUGGGAGGUGCUGUACUUUUGCCGACGGCGAAGGGUUUGCAGCUUUUUUAAUAACUGCUUUCAAUCAACGUUUGAUUGUAAGGUGACACAUGCUACACUGAAUCAAUAAUUUCCUAAAGGUAAUAAACAUUCACAGGGAAUAACUAGAUCGUUCGUUCAAGCUUUCGCAAAAAACUGUUGUCUAAAUUUAGCUUAUCUGUGUUACUAACUGCUUAAUGACAACAACUACAACAAAGGAAAUGACAAUUGAAUUCCUGCACUCGGCUGUAUCAGGUCCUCAAUCAUUCAUCUGGCUAACCAUAAGCAAACCACUUCAGUUUAGUUCCAAAGUAAAUCAUAUGGAAACAGAAAUAUUCUACGAAAACUGCUAUCAUCAUUGUCCUCCUACUUCAACAAACUGUAAUAAAUGAAUUAAUUAAAUUAAAAAAAUAAAGAAACGAUAAAGCAUUCACUUACUCUAACUUCCCCCAAAUCCUCCGAAGAAAAACAGAGAAAAGAAAAUUAUUGUCGUCAUUAUCGGUAAAACAGUCGAUAGACAGACAGCAUGGAGAAAGCAAAGCAGCAUUAUAACCCUAAUCCGAUGAUGAAAGCGAAUUUUAUUUCCAAGUUGUUCUACUGGUGGCUUAAUCCUUUACUUUCUCUUGGAUACAAAAAGACACUAAACCAAGAAGACUUGUUUAAUGUUCUCAAUGAUGACAGUUCUGAUAUUUUAAGAGAAAGACUUACAAGUGAAUGGGAAAAAGAAAUGUUGAAACUGAAGCACUCAGGAAAACCUAGUUUAAGCUGGGCUAUUUUUAGAACUGUAUAUAAAAAAUAUUUUCUCUGGCUGUGUGUGGUUUCCUUAGAUGAAUUUAGUAAAGUGAUCCAACCUCUGCUGUUAGGGAAGUUGGUUUCAUACUUCACUCCCAACAGCCAGAUGACUACACAGCAAGCUUAUCUUUAUGGAAUGGGAGUUGUAAUAUGUGUUUUAUUAGGUUGUCUCACCAACCAUAUUUUCUUCUUUAAUGUCCAGCGACUGGGAAUGCAAAUACGCAUUGCCUGUUGUUCUCUGAUGUUUAAAAAGAUGUUGAUUCUUGAUAAUGCGUCUUUAAACAAAACAACAACUGGUCAGAUUGUUAAUCUUAUGUCAAAUGACGUGAACAGAUUUGAUCAAGUUUUACUUUAUACUCAUUUCUUCAUUAUUGGACCACCACAGACAGUUGCAAUCAUAAUCAUUCUCUGGUAUAUUCUUGGACCUGUUUGCUUGCUUGGAUUCCUUGUUCUUAUAGUUAUCAUUCCACUUCAAGUUUGGAUGGGGAAAUUAGUCUCGAAAUACAGGUGUAAAACAGCUAUCUUCACUGAUCAGAGGAUGGCGCUGAUGAAUGAGAUAAUUGCUGGAAUGAGAAUUCUGAAAUUGUAUUGUUGGGAAAUACCCUAUGGAAAAUUGGUCAGAGACGUUCGAAGGCAUGAACUACAUAAAGUCUGGUUAUGCAAAGUAAUGAGUGCUUUGCAUGCAUCUUGUUGGAACUUGCCACAGAUGAUGUUAUUUAUUGUGAUUGCUAGCAGUUCUCAACAGGAACAUGUUCUACUGCCUUACUAUCUUUAUAUUUAUAAACCUAUGCUUCAUCUGAUUGGAAGCAGUGUUUUAUCCUCAUUUUAUAAAUGUAUCCGCCUCUUUUGUGAAAUGCAAGUCAGUACGAUGCGGAUCCAGGAUUUUCUUGUUCUUGAAGAACUUCCAGCUGUACCAGCCAUCACCAAUGAAUGUUCUGACAACCAGGCUCCAAGUAUUGUCAUGAACAAUGUAUGUGCUAACUGGAACAAAGAAUCAAACUCAAACAACAUGAUUCUGGAUGAUAUUUCUGUUUCUUUAAAUGACAAUCAGUUGUUAGCAGUUGUUGGUCCAGUUGGAGCUGGAAAGUCUUCACUUCUAAUGUGUAUAUUACAUGAGCUACCUGUUUUAUCUGGGAAGUUAACAGUAAAUGGAACAGUUGGAUAUGUUGCUCAAAAACCAUGGGUGUUCUCAGCAUCACUCAGACAGAACAUAGUUUUUGGGAAGAAAUAUGAAGAGAAAAGAUAUAAAGGAAUUCUCAAAGCCUGUGCUCUUGAAAAGGAUCUGUCCAUCUUGCCAAAUGGUGACUUCACAUUGGUUGGUGAAAGAGGUAUUACUUUAAGUGGUGGCCAAAGAGCUCGUGUAAGUUUGGCACGAGCUCUUUAUAUGGAUGCUGAUAUUUAUAUUUUGGAUGAUCCAUUGAGUGCUGUAGAUACUAAUGUUGGCAGACACAUUUUCAAUAAUUGCAUCAAUGGAUACUUAAAAGACAAACCACGUAUUUUAGUGACCCAUCAAUUACAGUUUUUGCCAGAUGCUGACCACAUUAUAAUCCUUGACCAGGGAAAGCUUGUUGGAGAAGGUUCCUUUGAUAAGCUCUUGGAAUCAGGAGUCAAUUUUGCUGCAUUGCUGAAUAAGAAUAAUAAAGAAGACUCUGAAAAUAUACCAAAGUCUCUUUCUUACAUUGAUUUAAGGGAAACUUCAACAUCCAUGACAGACAUCUCAAACAGGAUUGGUUCCAUGUUGUCUUUAUGCUCAAUUGGGAAUGAAAUUGAGCCUGAGCCUGUACAAAUCAAGGCAGAAGCAUCUGAAACUGGACAUGUCAAAUUUAAUGUUUAUUAUGAAUAUCUAAAAGCUGGCGCACAUCUUAUCUUUGGGCUAUUUACUUUUAUUGCAUUCAUCCUCUCAGUUCUAUUCUGUGUUGCCACAGAUUUUUGGAUAGCCAUGUGGUCCAACAAGGAACAACUACGCUACGUUGCUUUACAAGAGCACAACAAACUGUUAGACGAUGGUUAUAAUAAUACAAAUGUUACAAUUGUAACAAUUGAUUUUAAACAAAACCUUUACAUUUAUUCAGCACUCACUUUAGGAAUAUUUCUAUUUAGUCUCUUGAAAGCUUUCAUGUUCUAUUGGAGCUGCAUUCAAUCUUCAGUAACACUACAUAAUUCUAUGUAUGACAGCUUAAUGCGUGCUAAAAUAGCCUUUUUUGAUGAAAACCCUGUUGGUCGUGUUCUAAAUCGCUUUUCCAAAGACAUAGGUCUCAUUGAUGAUAUUCUACCAAGUAGUAUUGUAGACUUCCUACAGUGUUUUUUCUUGACAUUGAGUGUUAUAUUUGUGACCGGAUCGACCAAUCCAUAUAUUUUCAUAGCAGCCUUUAUCAUAUUAGUGCUUUUUGUUUUUGUAAGACAAUACUAUAUUCAAACAUCAAGAAGUCUUAAAAGACUAGAAACUGUAGCUCGCAGCCCAGUCUUCUCACAUAUAAGUUCAUCUAUUGAAGGGCUUAACACUAUUAGAGCUUUUAAAUCACAACAGCAAUUUCUGACAGACUUUGAUGAUUUUCAAGACAUUCAUACAGAGGCUUGGUUUCUCUUCAUUGCUACUACAAGAUGGUUGUCAGUUCGACUUGAUCUUCUUUGUAGUCUUUUUAUAUUUGCUGUGAUCUUUGCAAGUAUCCCUUUGUCUGGCAGAUUAGAUGCUGGAACUGUUGGUUUGUCUGUGAGUUAUUCUUUUGUAUUAACUGGUAUGUUCCAGUGGUUCAUAAGACAGACAGUUGAUGUUGAAAACAAUAUUGUAGCUGUUGAACGUGUUAUUGAAUAUUCUAAAUUACCAACAGAAGCUAGCUUAGACUCAGAGCCUUCUCAGAAACCACCUGAUGACUGGCCCCAAAGAGGGGCUAUUUCAGCUCGAAAUUUAUCAUUGAAGUAUUCAGAAAAUGCAGAUUUUGUUUUGAAACAUCUUGACUUUAUGAUUGCAUCUCAAGAAAAGAUUGGAAUUGUUGGUCGAACUGGUGCUGGAAAAAGCUCUCUUAUCAAUGUUCUUUUCCGAUUGGUGGAACCUGAAGGAGAGAUAACUAUUGAUGAUAUACACAUCUGUAAUAUUGGAUUACGUGAUUUGAGAUGUAAACUGUCCAUUAUUCCUCAGGACCCAGUUUUAUUUAAAGGAACUUUGAAGCAAAACCUUGAUCCAUUUAAUGAAUAUGAUGAUCAUGAUUUAUGGAAAUCUCUUGAAGAUGUUCAGCUGAAAUCUAUGGUUGAUGAUAGUGCUGAAGGUCUAAAUUUUGAAGUUUGUGAAGGAGGAAGUAACUUAAGUGUUGGCCAAAGGCAGUUGGUAUGUCUGGCAAGAGCAGUCCUCCGAGAGAACAAAAUACUAAUUAUUGAUGAAGCAACUGCUAAUGUAGACUUAAGAACUGAUGCACUGAUUCAAAAUACAAUUCGAGAUAAAUUCAGGCAAUGUACUGUGUUGACAAUUGCACAUCGGCUUGUCACCAUUAUGGAUUCUGAUCGAGUUAUGGUCUUGGAAGAAGGACACAUUGUGCAAUUUGACAUGCCAUAUAACCUUCUCAAGUCUAAAGAGGGAUAUUUCUACGACAUGGUUCAACAGACUGGACCUUCUGAAAUAGAACAUUUAACAGCAAUAGCUGAAAGUGCCAUGAAUAAAAAAAAUGAGGAAAUAUCAACUUCAAAUAGCAUUCACAAGCGUUUUAAGUCUGAUGAAAUGAACGGAAGUGUUGCAUCAAUUACUAUUUAAAUAGUAUAGGUACACUGAAGAACAUUACAAAACCAAAGCAGCCUCUCAACAAUCCUAACCCACAAAAAAAUGAAAAAAAUGUUUCAAUGGAACUUAUGUUUUACAGACUAGAAAUUCAGAACUACUUUUUAAGAUAUUUUACUUCAACAUUUAACAUUCUAUAUUAAAUUUUAUAUCGAAAAUAUUUUUACAUGAAAAAAGAAAAGAAAAGAAAAAAAAAAAAUUACUUUGUAUUUGGAAGUAUUCUUUUAUUGUUUCAUAUAAAUAUAUCAUUAUCGAGAUAUUUCUCUAAGAUUUAGAUAACAAAAUUACAUUUAUGUGAAGAA